Messenger RNA from Tetrapisispora phaffii CBS 4417, 1842 nucleotides. Its product is annotated as MFS transporter. Gene Ontology annotation, cellular component: fungal-type vacuole membrane. Gene Ontology annotation, biological process: spermine transport; transmembrane transport. The transcript has a single exon. Lineage: Eukaryota; Fungi; Ascomycota; Saccharomycetes; Saccharomycetales; Saccharomycetaceae. Gene Ontology annotation, molecular function: spermine transmembrane transporter activity. The coding region runs from base 1 to 1842 and encodes 613 amino acids. The record is from RefSeq and is a predicted model, not a curated record.
AUGUCAAACGAAUACGAAGAUAUUGAGUCUUUCGACUCCACCGAAAGUUCUACCGGUGUAGGAAAUGAAGAACAACCUCAGCAAUAUGUACCAUCCGGUGACAAUGGUGGCGCUGCAUUAAAUUUAUCUAGAACUGAAACUGUCAAGAGUCUGCAAGACAUGGGGUUGACCUCAGAUGCCCCAAUUCCAGAUGUCAACGCUCCAACUAGUAACAAGCACAGUAUUUUCCCAGAAGAAUAUACAAUGGAAACUCCAACUGGUUUGGUUCCAGUAGCUACUUUACAUUCUUUGGGUAGAAACUCCACAACGAUUACUAGAACAAGAACAAAACAAAUGGAUAGAUCACAAACACAUGAUUCGUCAUCGAAUUCCGAUAGUGAUCUAAAAGAAGCUGAAAAAACUGGUACCUCUGGCGAUGAACCAGAAUUAGACCCUGAAAUUGAAUUUGUUACAUUUGUUACAGGCGAUCCAGCCAAUCCACAUAACUGGUCUUUAAAACUGAGAUGGCUUUACACCAUUACUUUAUCCAUCUUGGUUAUUUGUGUUGCUUAUGGUUCUGCUUGUAUUGCUGGUGGUUUAGGUACCGUUCAAAAACAUUUACAUGUUGGUUCUGAAGUUGCUGUCUUAUCUGUUUCAUUAAUGGUUCUUGGUUUCUCUUUCGGUCCCUUAAUCUGGUCUCCUGUUAGUGAUAUUUACGGUAGAAGAGUCGCUUACUUUGUCUCUAUGUUUUUAUAUGUCAUUUUCAACAUACCUUGUGCUGUCGCCAAGAACCCACAGACAUUGAUGAUUUGUAGAUUCUUCUGUGGUGUUUGGGCUUCUUCAGGUUUAUGUUUAGUCGGUGGUUCCAUUGCUGAUAUGUUUCCAAAUGAUACCAGAGGUAGAGCUAUCGCUUUCUUUGCCUAUGCCCCUUACUGUGGUCCAGUUUUUGGUCCAUUAGUUAAUGGUUUUAUUUCUGUCUCUACAGGUCGUAUGGAUUUGAUUUUCUGGGUUAACAUGGCUUUUGCCGGUGUCAUGUGGAUCAUUGUUGCCCUUAUUCCCGAAACUUAUGCUCCAGUCAUCUUAAAGAGAAAGGCUGCUAAAUUGAGAAAAGAGACAGGUAAUCCAAAAAUUAUGACUGAACAAGAAGCUCAAGGUUUAUCUUUGAAUGAAAUGUUAAAAGCCUGUUGUGUCAGACCAUUAUACUUUGCUGUCACUGAACCUGUUCUAGAUUUGACAUGUUUCUACGUUAUGUUAAUUUAUUCAUUAUUGUACGGUUUCUUCUUUGCUUUCCCUGUCAUUUUUGGUGAAUUAUACGAUUACAAGGACAAUUUAACCGGUUUAAUGUUUAUUCCAAUUUUAAUCGGUGCUUCAUUGGCUUUAUGUACGACCUUCUACUGUGAAAACAAAUAUUUAGCAAUUACAAGACGUCGUAAGCCAAAUCCAGAAGAUCGUUUAUUAGGUGCUAUGAUCGGUGCUCCAUUUGCUGCUAUUUCUUUAUGGAUGUUAGGUGCUACAGCAACCAAGAAGGUCAUUUGGGUUGCUCCAGCAUCUUCUGGUUUACCCUUCGGUUACGGUAUGGUUUUGAUUUACUAUUCAUUGAACAAUUAUAUCAUUGAUUGUUACGCUCAAUAUGCUUCAAGUGCCCUGGCCACUAAAGUGUUUUUAAGAUCCGCUGGUGGUGCUGCUUUCCCAUUAUUUACAACUCAAAUGUACCAUAAUUUAGGUUUACAUUGGGCUUCUUGGUUAUUAGCAUUCAUUGCCUCGGGGAUGGUUUUAAUUCCAUACUUAUUCUACACCUUUGGUAAAGGACUAAGAGCUAGAUUAUCUAAGAAAGAUUAUUCAUUAGAUGGUGUUGAGGAAUAG